AUGAAGUUCUCUUUGAUCGCAACGGCGGCAUUCGCCUUGUCAGCUGAGGCCCACUGCAUCUUCCAGGAAGUGUCAGUCAACGGCCAGAAGCAAGGCUCGCUCGUCGGUCUCCGUGCGCCCAGUGACAACAACCCCGUCUACGAUGUGACCUCGCAAGACAUCAUCUGCCAAAAGCAAGGCACGACCUCCGACAAGGUCAUCAGCGUCUCGCCGGGCGACGACCUCGGCGCGUACUUCGGGCACGUCAUCGGCGGGGCGCAGAUCCCGAACGACCCGGACAACCCGAUAGCGCCGUCGCACAAGGGCCCGAUCACGGCGUGGCUCGCCAAGGUGGACGACGCGGCGACGGCGAGCAAGACGGGGCUGAAGUGGUUCAAGAUCUGGGAGGACACGUUCGACACGGCGAGCAAGAAGUGGGGCGUCGACAACAUGAUCGCGAACCAGGGCUGGGUCAAGUUCGCGCUGCCGCAGUGCGUCGCCCCCGGCGACUACCUCAUGCGCGUCGAGAUCCUCGCCCUGCACUCCGCCCGCAUGGCCAACGGCGCCCAGUUCUACAUGUCCUGCGCCCAGAUCAGGGUCGGCGGCAGCGGCACCUUCGAGCCCAGCUCGACCGUCAGCUUCCCCGGCGCCUACGAGAAGAACGACGCUAGCAUCGUGGUCAACAUCUACGGUUUGACUGGCCAGCCCGACAACGGCGGCAAGGCUUACAACGCUCCUGGUAAUGUCCCUGUUAUCCAAUGCUAGAUGAUUGAGUUGGGAAAGGGAUGGAAGUCGCCUCUGAUCACGAUUCGCCAGUGUUUGUUGAUCAUGAGGGGGUGGCUGGCUGUUAGUUGGCUAGGUAUUUGGUGGCUGUUGGAAAUCAUGUUGGUUCCCGCGGCGCCUAUCCUCGCAGGUUCAUAGCUAAUUCCAACGCGCCUUUUGAUCGUCCAAAUGUGUUUCUUGAUACGAACUAGUG
Molecule: messenger RNA, 955 nt
Organism: Annulohypoxylon truncatum
Lineage: Eukaryota; Fungi; Ascomycota; Sordariomycetes; Xylariales; Hypoxylaceae
Product: glycoside hydrolase family 61 protein
Exons: 3
Coding region: 1-744 (247 amino acids)
Source: RefSeq, a predicted model, not a curated record